Paramecium sonneborni is the source of this 4764-nucleotide messenger RNA. Lineage: Eukaryota; Ciliophora; Oligohymenophorea; Peniculida; Parameciidae. The record is from the annotation of a GenBank genome assembly.
AUGAAUAUUAAAGAAGUUAAAAUCAAAGUAGAUAAUAGAAAUUCGAAGAUAAUUUUAAUUUUUAUAAUUCAUUCGAAUAAUGAAUUAUACAUUUACUAACUAAAUAUUUAUUUUAUGUCUUCCAAUAUUUAUCAAAAUCAAUUUGUGUAUUCAACAAAUGCUCUAAUACCAAAUGGAACAGCCAAUAGUCAGCCAUUCAAUGUAUCUAACAAUACAAAUUUGAUUAAUGGUUUAAGUACCAUUAGAUUGGAAUCCCCAAAUUAACUCUAGCAAAAUAUACAUCCAACUGGUUCAUAAAUUCUAUAGAAUUAGCAAUUUCGUAUUAAUGUUAUUAACUAUGUUUAUUAGUUCAGUCUUAAGUGUAUGUUAAUCAAUAGUAAUAGUAAAUUAAAUAGCAAUAAUAAUCUAGAAUUUAACUAGGAUAGCCAGAAAUAAGGGGCGGCAAUUUCCUCUAGAGUCAAUUCAUGAAUAAUGGAUAUGAUAAUAAUCUUCUUUAAUCAAGACCUUUUUAAGGAUCUUAGGAAUAAUAAAACUAAUAAAGAUCAAAUCUUUAAAAUAGCUAUUCAAAUAUCAUGACUACUGAAAAUUGGACUGAAAAUGAUUAUGCUAAACUUUUUGAACAAUGGGAAGAUCUAAUAUAAAAAAAUCAAGACUUUGUAACUGAAUUAGAGAUUAACAGAUUACAGAUUCCAUUAGCUAAUGUCAUUUUACAGGAAAUAUUAAACAUUAAAACGAAUAUCUUGAAGAAUUCAUUUUUAAUUAAACUAUCUCAGUACUAUGAGAUUAUUAAGCCUUAGGCUGAUCAAAUGGCCAUUAAAAGUGAAGAAUUACAAACAUCAUUGAGAAUUUUAAAAUAAACUAGGCAACCGCCAAUUAAUAAAUAUGCUAAUCUUUAAUAUGAAUAAUAGUAACCUAUUUCGAACAUUUAACAUUUCAACCAAAAAUUAAGCCAUUUAAAAUUAGAGAUGCAAAAUCAAAUCAAUUUAACUAAAAGUAUACUAUUAUCCAUUAAUAAUUAACACAAUUAUAUUGAACCCUAAGAGAAUUACUAAUAAAAAUUAGAGAAUUCUUUUAAUUCAUUGAAUCAAUAUUUAUAAGAAAGAAUGACUUAAGAAAUUAAUUUUUUAUUGUUUAUUCAUGAAAGGGAAGUAUUCAACUUAGAAAGAUAAAUAGAAUCCUAAAUUUAAGAAUCUGAUACAUUUAGUAUUACAAUUUUAUCAGAAAAACUUAGAAUGAUUGAAGGAUUAUUUGAAAAAUUUUCAGAAAAAAAAUAAGAAUUAAGAGACUUUCAGCAAAGAUUAGUUUAUAUAACAAACAGAAAUAUUAAUUAAUUUUCUGAAUUUUUUGAGGAUGUUAUAUCUCUCUACAAAUAAUAUAAAAUUUAUUAUGAAGAAAUUAAGCAAAUCUAAUAGAUACCAAAUUAACAAAUUUUCUAAAAUCUAUAAAUUAAAACUAAAUAAUAAUUAUACAUCGCAGCAAAGAAUGUAUGGCUCGAAAUCAAAUAAUUAUAUUUUAACGGAAAAAAAAUUUAGGAAUUUAAUGAAGAAGAGAAAUAUUAGCAAUUUAGCUAAUUUAAUAUUCCUGCAUAAGUGCAAUAGAUCAAAUCAUUUUUUAAUCAAUUACAAUAAGAUUAUAUUAGAAAAGGAUUCUAAGUUCCUUUAGAAGAAUCUAAAAAACUAAAAUAAUUAAUUUAUAUGGUAGAGUGUGAAUAUCAAGUAACAAAUCCAAUGAGAUUAGAAAUAUCUACAUUAGAGCAAUAAGAUUUCAUAGGAUAUAAAAAUUAUAUUAAUUAAAAUCUAAAACCGAAGUUCUUUAUUGAUUUUAAAGAAUUUUAUGCCAAGGACUUUUACGAAAUCAUAUAUUUCUAAUAAGCAGAUCUCAAUAUUUUAGAAUCUAUUAAGAAAUUACUGUAAUUUAAAUUUCCAAUAUUCGAUUGGAAUGAGAAUAUUGAGGAUGAAAAGUAAAGAAUUGAGAUUGUUUUACAGAGACAUAAAGAAGUUUAAGAUAAACUUUAAGAAUUGUAAGAAUAAUUUUCAAAAGAUACGAAAUUUGUUAAAUAAUUAAUUAAUUGGAAUGCAGAACUAUUUAAAUGUGUCAAAAUUUUGAAGCAAUACUUGAUUAUUAAGGAAGAAUUAAAAGGUUAACUGAUAACCUUAUUGAAAUGGCCAUAAUAAUUUAGCAUUUAAAAAAUAAAUGAGUUUAGUGUGCAUUGUGAAUAAAUUAUUAGAUAAGCAAAUUCAUACGUUUUAGCUAUUGAAUAAUUACAAUAAAUGAAACUAAUANAGGCAACCGCCAAUUAAUAAAUAUGCUAAUCUUUAAUAUGAAUAAUAGUAACCUAUUUCGAACAUUUAACAUUUCAACCAAAAAUUAAGCCAUUUAAAAUUAGAGAUGCAAAAUCAAAUCAAUUUAACUAAAAGUAUACUAUUAUCCAUUAAUAAUUAACACAAUUAUAUUGAACCCUAAGAGAAUUACUAAUAAAAAUUAGAGAAUUCUUUUAAUUCAUUGAAUCAAUAUUUAUAAGAAAGAAUGACUUAAGAAAUUAAUUUUUUAUUGUUUAUUCAUGAAAGGGAAGUAUUCAACUUAGAAAGAUAAAUAGAAUCCUAAAUUUAAGAAUCUGAUACAUUUAGUAUUACAAUUUUAUCAGAAAAACUUAGAAUGAUUGAAGGAUUAUUUGAAAAAUUUUCAGAAAAAAAAUAAGAAUUAAGAGACUUUCAGCAAAGAUUAGUUUAUAUAACAAACAGAAAUAUUAAUUAAUUUUCUGAAUUUUUUGAGGAUGUUAUAUCUCUCUACAAAUAAUAUAAAAUUUAUUAUGAAGAAAUUAAGCAAAUCUAAUAGAUACCAAAUUAACAAAUUUUCUAAAAUCUAUAAAUUAAAACUAAAUAAUAAUUAUACAUCGCAGCAAAGAAUGUAUGGCUCGAAAUCAAAUAAUUAUAUUUUAACGGAAAAAAAAUUUAGGAAUUUAAUGAAGAAGAGAAAUAUUAGCAAUUUAGCUAAUUUAAUAUUCCUGCAUAAGUGCAAUAGAUCAAAUCAUUUUUUAAUCAAUUACAAUAAGAUUAUAUUAGAAAAGGAUUCUAAGUUCCUUUAGAAGAAUCUAAAAAACUAAAAUAAUUAAUUUAUAUGGUAGAGUGUGAAUAUCAAGUAACAAAUCCAAUGAGAUUAGAAAUAUCUACAUUAGAGCAAUAAGAUUUCAUAGGAUAUAAAAAUUAUAUUAAUUAAAAUCUAAAACCGAAGUUCUUUAUUGAUUUUAAAGAAUUUUAUGCCAAGGACUUUUACGAAAUCAUAUAUUUCUAAUAAGCAGAUCUCAAUAUUUUAGAAUCUAUUAAGAAAUUACUGUAAUUUAAAUUUCCAAUAUUCGAUUGGAAUGAGAAUAUUGAGGAUGAAAAGUAAAGAAUUGAGAUUGUUUUACAGAGACAUAAAGAAGUUUAAGAUAAACUUUAAGAAUUGUAAGAAUAAUUUUCAAAAGAUACGAAAUUUGUUAAAUAAUUAAUUAAUUGGAAUGCAGAACUAUUUAAAUGUGUCAAAAUUUUGAAGCAAUACUUGAUUAUUAAGGAAGAAUUAAAAGGUUAACUGAUAACCUUAUUGAAAUGGCCAUAAUAAUUUAGCAUUUAAAAAAUAAAUGAGUUUAGUGUGCAUUGUGAAUAAAUUAUUAGAUAAGCAAAUUCAUACGUUUUAGCUAUUGAAUAAUUACAAUAAAUGAAACUAAUAGAAAACUUAGAAAUCUUAUUCAAAUAAUGGAAUCCAAAAGUAAAGGAUUAUUUAAUUGAGUAAUGCCAUUUCAUUAAUCAGACGUAAUUUUCUCCCCUAAUUAUUGAAUAAAUGCAAAUCGUUUAUCAAUUUCUAUAUGUGUGUAUGGAAUGUUUAAACUAUAAUAUUGAUGAAGUAUUUUGUAGAACUUCUACUUAUUAAGAACUUGAAAAUAUUUUGAAUGGUUCUACUAAAUUACAAGAGUUAAAGAGUUUUAUUGAUGGAAAUAUUCAUAACUCUGCUUUGAGAUAUAAAUUAUAUGAUAUAAUAGAAAAAUUUAUGUAACAAAAAUUAAUCAUUGACUUUUAAAGUUUAUUUGAAUUAAAAUUAGAGUAGAGCAAAGAGGGCACAAAUAAUUUUAAUCCAAAAGAAUUAGUAAAAAGAACAGAUUUAAAGUUUCCUAUCAAUAGAACUGAUAUUUAAAGCAAUUUUUAUUGCAAGUAGAAUAUGGAUAGGAUUAAUCAAAUAGUAGACUAACCAGAACUUAGAUUAAUAUUUUAAUAAUUUAGAGAGUUAUUAAAUAAUAUUACAACAAUAAUUGAUUAGGAUAAUUCUGUCACAGAUAUUUAGGUUAAUUAAAUAACUAUUAUUGAAUUAGCAUGUAGUUUUGCUUAAUAAUUGCUAAUUUAAAAUGAAUUAACAAAUAUCAAACCUUUAAUUAAAUUUCAUUAAUAAUUAAGUCAGUAUCCAAAUACGAAAUAGUUUUAAAAUCAAUUAAUUGAGUUAGGAAUUGUAUUUCCAGUUGAAUAUAAUAUAUAUUUAGAUGCUUGCCGAAGAAGAAUCUAAAGAUUAGCCUAAAAUGUAUGCAUAGAGUUUGAAUCUUUAGAUUUUUAUGAAAUUGCUUAAGCUAAAUUGUUUUUCAAUAACAAGGAAUAUCUCUUGAAAUAAAUUGAUUUUCCUUAUCUUUAUAUGGAUGCCAAAUCAUUGAUUUUAGAGUAAUAACCAUUAAAUUUUAAUUGCACUCUAAAUUUUAAAAUAAAUGGAAAAUUUAUAAAGUAGGGAGAGACAAUUCAAAUUUGA